AGGUUGAUUGGCUGGUGAAAAGGAAGUUUCAAAGCUGCUGAUGUUGUGUUCAGCCUCGCAGAGCCCUCGCCGCUCAGUGGGGUGAUCCCAGAAUCUCCCCGGCACCCAGACCCGGCCGCCCCGGCCGUCCCAGUCUCUGACCCAUCACUCCACGGGCACUGACUCUCCUGUUCUGCAGCCCGCCAGGAUGGCAGGAGCUCCCUGUUCCUUCCUUCUUUUCCUCCUGCUGGUUUCCCAGCCCAGGGACACAAGUCCUGCUUUCUCACGCUGUUCCCCCAAAGGGGUGAAUGGAAUUCUGGGAGAAUCAGUCGUCCUCCCGCUUAAUUCCAAGGAGAUGUUCAAGAACAUCAGGUGGUCCGCACCCAACCCUCGCCAGGACGAAGCCUCAGGCAGAACGGUGCCUCUUGCUGUCGUCACACCGGGGGCGCCCGGAGCCCUGCCCCGUCUUGAUGUGCAGGACGAGCGAUACAGAGGGCGACUGAGACUCUACGGCCAGACCUAUUCGCUGGAGAUCAGCAACCUGACAAUGGCAGAUGAGGGCAAAUACGAAGUAGUGCAAACUCUAAUUGCAAACAAUCAAUACAUCUGUGACUAUCCCCUGUCCAUCUACAGUGAGUGUCUGAGGACGGCCAAUGCCCGGCUCAUGGCGUGA
Messenger RNA from Chrysemys picta bellii (western painted turtle), 652 nucleotides. Lineage: Eukaryota; Metazoa; Chordata; Testudines; Emydidae. The record is from RefSeq and is a predicted model, not a curated record.